AUGACAGUUGUUUACAUUGGUGAUCACUCAUGCACACCAAGAGCAGUAGAGAAAAAGCCUGAGCAAGAAGAAGUCAAAAGUAUUCUUCGAGAGAGACCUACAAUAACAACUGGACAAAUUCAAAUGGAAAAAGUGAGACAGGCGUUGCUAAGUGGUGAUGAUGCAGAGUCAUUGAUGGAUGUCGCCAUGACAUACAGCAACACAAGACACUUGCAUUAUCUCCAUAAUUCAGUGAACAAAGAAACAAGACCAGGCGGGUCAGACAUUGCGGCCAUAGGCCUUCUGAAAGAGGAUUUUCGAAAACGAGAUUUGGAUGAUAAUUUAAUAAUGGAAGUAGGAAAUGACUACGUGAUCCUGUCAAGUGAACAAAAAACUGGCAUUGCAGCACUUUUAACCCUUGGGAAAAUUGAAGAGCCAGUCAGCUUAGAUGGCUGUGAGAGUCACAACAAAGAUUACACAGAAAUUGAAAUGACUACGUACUAUCCAGUUUUGAGAAGGAAUGUAAAACUUGUGAGUAUGUUCGCACCCAAACCAGGUGGAAAUUCAGGAAACGUUGAGAAAAUGGUAUCAGCUUUUGAUGAAGCCGUAAACAAG
Paramuricea clavata is the source of this 594-nucleotide messenger RNA. Lineage: Eukaryota; Metazoa; Cnidaria; Anthozoa; Malacalcyonacea; Plexauridae. The record is from the annotation of a GenBank genome assembly.